Suncus etruscus (white-toothed pygmy shrew) is the source of this 2838-nucleotide messenger RNA. RefSeq names its product switching B cell complex subunit SWAP70 (gene SWAP70). NCBI's taxonomy places the organism in Eukaryota, Metazoa, Chordata, Mammalia, Eulipotyphla, Soricidae. The transcript is spliced from 12 exons. Gene Ontology annotation, molecular function: calcium ion binding. Gene Ontology annotation, cellular component: cytoplasm; nucleus. The record is from RefSeq and is a predicted model, not a curated record. The coding region runs from base 65 to 2266 and encodes 733 amino acids.
GCUGGCGGGGCUGGAGGUGGUGCCGCCGGGCGGGCUGUGGAGCUGCAGCUGCGAGGCCGUGGCCAUGGGGAGCUUGAAAGACGAGCUGCUCAAGGCCAUCUGGCACGCGUUCACCGCGCUGGACCUGGACCGCAGCGGCAAGGUCUCCAAAUCGCAGCUGAAGGUGGGUGCCCGCCCCUGGGGGAGAGCGAGCCCCGAGUGCGCCGCACGCUUUGGUCGAGGGAACGCGGCCUGCAGGGGCCUGCAGUGGGGCUUUGGCGUUUCCCCUUUGCCUCCGGGCUCUGCCCUCUGCAAGCGCCCUCAGGCGGGUCCCCUCCGGGCUGCGGGUCAAUUAGCGGCCCGACUGGGGGAAAGGGAUCCGGGACCCGCGAGCCUGCUGCCUUCCUGCUCGACGCCCGCCGCAGUCCCCCAAAAAGAUCCUGAGAGAUCAGAGGUUCCCCCUAAGAUCCUGAGAGAUCCUGAGGAUCCUCCUAAGAUCCUGAGAGAUCAUGAGGGUUUCCUCCAGGAUCCUGAGAAAUCAGAGGAUCCCCCUAAGAUCCCGAGAGAUCCUGAGGAUCCUCCUAAGAUCCUGAGAGAUCAUGAGGGUUCCCUCCAGGAUCCUGAGAAAUCAGAGGAUCCCCCUAAGAUCCCGAGAGAUCAUGAGGAUCCCCCUAGGAUCCUGAGAGAUCUCAGUGCCUUCCGCAGGUCUUCCAGGCACUCUGCUUCGGCAAGUCUUUCUUGUGACUUGCCAAAGCGAGAAUAUAAGGUCCAAGACAACUUUGACAAGAUUGAAUUUAAUAGGAUGUGUUGGACCCUCUGUGUCAAAAAAAAUCUCACAAAGAAUCCACUUCUUAUUUUGGAGGAAGAUGCAUUCAAAGUCUGGGUCAUUUUCAACUUUUUGUCAGAGGACAAGUAUCCAUUAAUUAUUGUGCCUGAAGAGAUUGAAUAUCUGCUUAAGAAACUUACAGAAGCUAUGGGAGGAGGUUGGCAGCAAGAACAAUUUGAACAUUAUAAAAUCAACUUUGAUGACAAUAAGGAUGGACUUUCUGUGUGGGAACUUAUUGAGCUUAUUGGAACUGGACAGUUUAGCAAAGGAAUGGAUCGGCACGCGGUGUCCAUGGCAAUUAAUGAAGUCUUUAAUGAACUUAUAUUAGAUGUGUUGAAACAGGGUUACAUGCUGAAAAAAGGCCACAAACGGAAAAAUUGGACUGAACGCUGGUUUGUACUAAAACCCAAUAUCAUUUCUUAUUAUGUGAGUGAAGAUCUGAAAGAUAAGAAAGGAGACAUUGUCUUGGAUGAAAACUGCUAUGUGGAGUCCUUGCCUGACAAAGAUGGAAAGAAAUGCCUUUUUCUCAUAAAAUGUUUUGAUAAGUCCUUUGAAAUCAGUGCUUCAGAUAAGAAGAAGAAACAGGAGUGGAUUCAGGCCAUUCAUUCAACGAUCCAUCAGUUGAAACUGGGUAGCUCCCCACCACACAAAGAAGCUCGAAAGCGUCGGAAGGAACUCAGGAAGAAGCUGCUGGCUGAGCAGGAAGAGCUGGAACGGCAGAUGAAGGAGCUGCAGGCUGCCAAUGAAAACAAGCAGCAGGAGCUGGAGAGUGUGAGAAAGAAACUGGAAGAAGCAGCAUCUCGUGCAGCAGAAGAAGAAAAGAAACGUCUUCAGACUCAAGUGGAACUGCAGGCCCGGUUCAGCUCAGAGCUGGAGCGGGAGAAGCUUAUCAGACAACAGAUGGAAGAACAGGUGGCCCAGAAGUCCUCUGAACUGGAGCAGUAUUUGCAGCGAGUACGGGAGCUGGAAGACAUGUACCUUCAGCUGCAGGAAGCUCUUGAGGAUGAGAAGCAGGCGCGGCAAGAUGAGGAGACAGUGCGGAGGCUGCAAGCCAGGCUGCUGGAGGAGGAGUCUGCCAAGAGGGCUGAGCUGGAGAAGUGGCACUUGGAGCAGCAACAGGCCAUUCAGAACACAGAGGCCGAGAAGCAGGAGCUGGAGAAUGAGCGCAUCCGCAAAGAGCAGGCCCUGCAGGAAGCCAUGGCACAGCUGCGGCAGCUGGAGCUCGAGCGCCAGGAGGCGCUGGAGCAGUAUGAGGGUGUUAAAAAGAAGCUAGAGAUGGCAACUAGUAAAACUAAGAGCUGGAAAGACAAAGUUGCCCAGCAUGAAGGAUUAAUUCGAUUGAUAGAACCAGGUUCAAAAAACUCCUACCUGGUCACUAACUGGGGCCCUGCAGCUUUCACGGAGGCAGAACUUGAAGAGAGAGAGAAAACCUGGAAAGAGCAGAAGUCAGUCACUGAGUGACGGGCAGCACAAACCUCACCUGGCAUGUAAAUCCUGAGUGGAACUGGAGACUUUAUGCUAAAGACAAAAGAGCUGGCUUUGAUUCUUCUAACUUUUUUCUUACUUGUCUUCAGACCAGUUGGACCAGUAUCCUAAGAAAGCCUUCAAUUAAGGGUUUAUCAGCAAGGAAAACAGUUGACAUUGUCAAGCCCUUUACCCUUUCUUUGAAAAUGUCUGCUUUUGGAAAUUCCUUUUUAGCUCUCUGGGGAUAAGGCAGUGUACACACCUCGUGCCAUCAUCUGUUAUCAGGACUGGAGGGUCGCAGGGCAGAGUUCAGGACCACUGGAUAUUCAGGGUCUCUGUCUUCUUCUCCAAGUACAUGUUUCUGAACUAGCCCGUCCACCUGCCAUCCUGUACCAGUCAGUGGCCAUGCCUUUUACCAUUGCUCCAUAAGAUAUGUGUAGGCACAUUAACCUGUCUCACCCUCAGAGGGUAAAGGCCUUGUUAUCUCUGCAGAUUUCUGUGUACUACAAUAUGCUACUGAUUGAUGUUCUGGCUACAGUAGGAAGCAAAAUAAAUAAAAUAAAAUCGGU